Caenorhabditis bovis is the source of this 783-nucleotide messenger RNA. The record is from the annotation of a GenBank genome assembly. NCBI's taxonomy places the organism in Eukaryota, Metazoa, Nematoda, Chromadorea, Rhabditida, Rhabditidae.
AUGGCUCACGAACCAGCACACCCGCACGUCUUCGAGGCUUCCGACUUGGCAACUAAAUCCGUUAUCGUGUACUGUGACCGCGCUGAAGUCAAGCGGCUCGUGCAGGUCGAGCUCACCAAGGGCAAUCACGAAAUUGUCGUGCAGAAUGUCUCCGCCGUGAUUGAGCGAGAGUCGGUGCGUGUCGACGGAUUGGGUGUGCUCAUUCAGGAAGUGCAAUAUCAAGAAAUGCCUCAUGAUUUGAGUACUGAAACGGAUAAGAUAAUCGAGUUGGAGAAGACGAAAGCAGAUUUGGAGUGUGAAAAAUGUACAAUCGAGGAUGAAUGUUGUUCGAUUCGAAAGCGAAUUGAGGUCUUGGAUGGAAUUGCAUCUCAAGUCUCUUCGAGUUCUCCAGGAGUCUCAUUCGCCGCUCAAAAGCCAUUGUUGACUCAAAAUUCGAGCCAACCGAAUUUGGCUAGACGUCAUACUGUAACGGGACAAGAACCAAACAUUUUGGGUUUAGGAAACCCGGGCGGACCCCCGUCGUUCUUGUUAAACGAAGAAUCUCUGGAGAACCUGGCCAAGUUUCUUCAAUAUUACGGAAAUGCGGUUAGCGAGAUGAAGCGCGAAUUGCGCAAGCGUCAAAGAAACACCGAACAAUUGACUGAACGAAUCGAUCUUCUUGAUCGCCAAUUGGAUCAACUUCGUUGCGGUGCGGAAUAUGACUCCGUCAAAAGGUCAGAUAAAACCCAUUUAUACAAAUAUAGUACCCGGAUUUUCCCGGUGGGAAUGACACAAAUAACUUAG